CAUUCACCACUGCAAUGGAACUUUGUAACUAGACCCGGGGAGAAGAGGCGACAAUUGACGGUUGUUGAGAAUUGCCCAUACGUACAUCCAUGGACCUACUUAGGUGGCGGGUUGAGUUUCCUCCAUUCAGAUCUGCUCUCCGAUCAUCCUAACCUCUCAUCCUCCUAAACCUGCUCUCGUCCCCGUCGAGAAGCGAAAGGCACAGCGGUCAAAGUGUUCUCUAUCGCCAGGUCGACCUGUCAACCCAUCGCACUCGCGAGUGUACGGGAGCGAGCAGUGAGAUCAGCGCUGCUACAUCCACUCACUACCCUCUGUCGGUGCUACUGCAAGUCGACUUCCCCAUCGGGUGUACCUAGUGGUCGCGCAGCCGUUUGGAAUUCGCGCGCUGGAGGCAGGCACCAAAGUCUUGCGCCUUCGAGGUACUCUGGAGAACUAUCACAUCGACGCAACGUCUUAUUCACUGCCGCAGGAUCUCUAACGUAUUCCACGAUGGGGCAACGACACCGAGUAGCAAUUAUUGGAUCCGGUAACUGGGGAAGUGCAAUCGCCAGGAUUGCCGGUCAAAAUGUGAAGCGCUAUCCAGAUACGUUCGAAGAGAAGGUAGGGAUGUAUGUUUAUCAGGAGAAGAUCGACGGGCGGAACUUGACCGAGAUCAUAAACGAGGAGCAUGAGAACGUGAAAUAUCUUCCGGGCAUCAAGCUACCGGAGAACGUUGUCGCAAAUGCAAGCGCAUCAGAGACAGCCAAAGGAGCGGACCUUCUGGUAUUCGUGCUGCCACAUCAGUUCAUUCAAGGCGUAUGCACAGAGCUCAAAGGCAAGGUGCCUUCGAAUGUACGGGCGAUAUCGAUGAUCAAGGGAGUGGAGGUCAAGGACGGAGAUAUCCGAAUCUUUGCGGAUGUGAUCGAGCAUAUUCUGGGUUGCAAAUGCUCGGCACUCAGCGGGGCGAAUAUCGCGAACGAGGUUGCGGAGGACAAGUUUUCAGAGACGACGAUCGGCUACCGCGCCGGCGAUGUCGAGUCUGCAGAGCUGUUUCACAAGUUGUUCGACACUCCGCAAUUCCGCGUCGGCAUGAUCGAGGACGUUGCGGGCGUCAGCCUGUGUGGUGCGCUCAAGAAUGUCGUCGCCAUCGCUGCUGGAUUCUGCGAUGGCCUGGGGUGGGGCGACAACGCCAAGGCGGCGAUCAUGCGCAUCGGCCUCAUGGAGAUGAAGCGAUUCUCUGAAGAGUUCUUCGACGGCGUCAAAGCUGAGACAUUCACCGAGACGAGUGCCGGUGUCGCCGACCUGAUCACGACUUGCUUUGGCGGGCGCAACCGGCGGUGCGCCGAGGCGUUCGUCAAGACGGGCAAGCCGUUCGCCGUGCUGGAGAAGGAGCUGCUCAAAGGGCAGAAAUUGCAAGGGACAGAGACAGCGCGAGAGGUGCAUGCGUUCUUGAAAGCGCGCGGCAAGGUCGACGAUUACCCGCUCUUCCGCGCCGUGUACUCAAUCGCGUAUGACGGCGUCAAGCCUCAGGAUCUCACGAACAAGCUCUAGGCCUUAGGGAAAUUCAUCCAUUUGCUGUCUCUGCCUCUGUCUUGCCUCUGUCACUCUCGUUCUCCAUCUCAUCUCGCUUGUACGGGCGUCCACGUUUUUGCUUUUGCACUGCCAUUACGCAAUGUAACGUAUGCUGACCGUCAUACUUAG
Molecule: messenger RNA, 1680 nt
Organism: Tilletiaria anomala UBC 951
Lineage: Eukaryota; Fungi; Basidiomycota; Exobasidiomycetes; Georgefischeriales; Tilletiariaceae
Product: NAD-dependent glycerol-3-phosphate dehydrogenase
Exons: 6
Coding region: 490-1530 (346 amino acids)
Biological process (GO): glycerol-3-phosphate catabolic process; carbohydrate metabolic process
Cellular component (GO): cytosol; glycerol-3-phosphate dehydrogenase (FAD) complex; nucleus
Molecular function (GO): protein homodimerization activity; glycerol-3-phosphate dehydrogenase [NAD(P)+] activity; NAD binding
Source: RefSeq, a predicted model, not a curated record